AUGUCAGAUGUUGGAGUUAUAGGGCUGGGUAUAAUGGGCAAGAAUCUCAUUCUAAAUCUUGUGGAUCGUGGAUACACAGUGCAUGUUUUCAACAGAACAAUAUCUAAGACUGCAGAAAUUGAAAAAAUUUCUUCUAAAAUUCUGGGAUUCGACAACCUUAAUGCAUUUGUUUCAUCAUUACGGUCACCAAGAAAAAUUUUGCUAAUAGUCUCUGCUGGUAGCCCUGUAGAAGAAUAUUUGAGACGUCUUAGUGAACUAUUAAAUGAAAACGACAUUGUAAUUGACUGUGGGAAUAGCAAUUAUAAAGACACAAUACGAAGAUUUCACCAAUAUAAAUUUAAUUUUGUCGGCUGUGGUAUGUCUGGCGGCGAGCAAGGUGCCAGAUAUGGGCCAUCUCUAAUGAUAGGAUGUAAAAAAGACGCAUAUGGCCAAGUUAGGAGCAUAUUGGAGAGUAUCAGUGCCAAGCACAAUUCCAAUCCAUGUUGCAAGUGGUUAGGCAAUGAUGGUGCGGGUCAUUUUGUUAAGAUUGUGCACAAUGGAAUUGAGUAUUGUGAGAUGCAACUACUUCAGGAGCUUUUAAAUAUUUCUCCAUCGCAUGAAUUUUCAUUAAGGAUAUUUGAGUCUCUCCACGUUGGCAGAUGCAACGGCUAUUUAGUGGAAAUUUGUGAAAAAAUUUUAAGAACGCGUAAUGACUCAGGCAUUGUUCUUUAUCAAAUAAAUGAUAGAGCGGAACAGAAGGGCACCGGGAAAAUGUGUGUUGUUGCUGGGGUUGAAACGGAUUUUGAUGUGAGUUUUAUAGCACAAGCUGUGUUUUCAAGAUAUUUAUCAAAUGCAAAAGAUAAGCGAGUAAAAUUUAAUAGCAAAGUUAAAAAUAUGUCAUGCCAUAAAAUUAUUGAUCAAAGCAAAUUCAGCACUGCUACUGAGAACAGAGAUGUUGUAGAUAUCGAUGUUUUUGAGAAGGCCUUCUAUCUUGCAAAGGCGCUUUGCUACAUUCAAGGUGCUAAUCUUCUUAUGAAUAGUAAACUUGUUCAUGGUUGGAAUUACACCAUUUCUGAUAUCUGCGAUGUUUGGAGAAAUGGCUGUAUCUUACGGUGUGAAUUUUUAGACGUUUUGAGAGAAAUAUCCAAAAAUGAUAUUUUUGAAAUUUCCGAUGGUUUUUUAGCUAUAUUAGAUGAAUGCUUGCCAUCUCUGAAGCAGCUUUGCUUGUUUUGCCUGGAAAAUAAUGUUUACUCUCCACUUUUCAACAAUUGUCUUACGUGGUUGUACGGGAUGAAUAUGAAAGCAGGAAAUGGCACUUUGUUGCAAGCAAUGAGAGAUUAUUUUGGUGGGCAUGGUGUUGUAUUGAUUAAUGGAGAAGAAGUAAAUAUUGACUGGAAUGAAUAG
This is a messenger RNA of Vittaforma corneae ATCC 50505, 1383 nucleotides long. RefSeq names its product 6-phosphogluconate dehydrogenase, decarboxylating. NCBI's taxonomy places the organism in Eukaryota, Fungi, Microsporidia, Nosematidae. Gene Ontology annotation, biological process: pentose-phosphate shunt; pentose-phosphate shunt, oxidative branch. The coding region runs from base 1 to 1383 and encodes 460 amino acids. Gene Ontology annotation, molecular function: phosphogluconate dehydrogenase (decarboxylating) activity; NADP binding. The record is from RefSeq and is a predicted model, not a curated record. Gene Ontology annotation, cellular component: cytosol. The transcript has a single exon.